Molecule: messenger RNA, 690 nt
Organism: Ostreococcus lucimarinus CCE9901
Lineage: Eukaryota; Viridiplantae; Chlorophyta; Mamiellophyceae; Mamiellales; Bathycoccaceae
Exons: 1
Source: RefSeq, a predicted model, not a curated record
GACUCUGCGCUGAAACGAGCGGUGAGGAAGGGCGUGCCGAGCGAUCUGCGAUGCGAGGCGUGGUUCGCGUGCAGCGGCGCGCGCGAGCUGAAAAAGAUGGGACCGAUGGAUUCGUAUUACGAAAAAUUGUUGGUGAUGAAGGUGGAUCAAAAAGUCGUCGACCAAAUCGAGUUGGACUUGGCGAGGACGUUUCCGGCGAACGAAAAGUAUGAGCGGGGCGAGGGGGGACAGCGAGGGAACGAUGUGUUGCGAAGGAUGCUGUACGCGUACGCGAGACAUAAUCGAAAGACGGGGUAUUGUCAGGGAAUGAAUUAUAUCGCGGCGUUUUUAUGGCUCGUCAUGGGCGACGAGGAAAAGGCGUUUUGGACGUUUACCGCUUUGCUCGACGUCGUGCUUCCGAGCGAUGUGCACGCGAGGGACAUCAAGGGGACGAUUUCGCAGUACAAGAUUUUGCAUAAACUACUGCAAUCAAACGUCCCAAAGGUGGCGAGGCAUCUGAAAGAGCUCGACGUCGACCUCGUCAUGAUCGCGAGCAAGUGGUUGUUGUGUCUCUUCGUCGAAUCGUUUCCGGCGACGACGGCGGCGCGCGUCCUCGACUGCCUCACGUACGAGGGCGAAAAGGUGUGGUUCAGAGUCGCGAUCGCGAUGAUGAAAAUGUACGAGCGCGACAUAUUGGAGUGCGAUUCGUUA